Molecule: messenger RNA, 576 nt
Organism: Candidozyma auris
Lineage: Eukaryota; Fungi; Ascomycota; Pichiomycetes; Serinales; Metschnikowiaceae
Exons: 1
Coding region: 1-576 (191 amino acids)
Biological process (GO): endosome organization; regulation of protein localization
Cellular component (GO): endosome; BLOC-1 complex
Source: RefSeq, a predicted model, not a curated record
AUGUCGUCCGUGAGCUCCAAUUCAGAUAUGCUGAUGAGCCCCGUGGACUAUUCUCCAAAUUUGUCUCGAAGACCGUCGUUGCAAGGAAGUGAAACUUUCGAGGAGUCUGAGGAUGAGUACAUAACUAGCGACGAGGAGCUUUUAAGUGGGAUGAUCUCCAAUGACGAACAGCGACACAGCUUCGGACGUGCUACUUCUUUGUCUGAUCAUACUGAGUACUUCACAAAAACCAUUGCCAACGCAAUGGAGUCGCUACUGCUUGACAAGUCGCUCGUUGCGCAGGCGCAAUUGAGUGGGUACAUCAACAACAAGAAUCAACAGCUCGUUGAGAUGAACGAAAAACUAUGUUCCAGAUUAGAGAACUUGAGACAGCAAUACGAAUUUCAUAUCUCUAGACACAGAUUAGGAUAUCUCGAAAAAGAUCUAGAAAAUAUCUCCUCUCGUAUCGAGACACUAAAGCACGGUGCCAAGGGCUCUGUUUUGUUUGGUAAUAGUAAGCUAGGAGUGGCUCAGAAAUUCCCUGUUGAGUACAAUAAGGCCAAGGAUAAGGUAUUUGAUCGUGUUUCAGAGCCAUAA